ACAACAAGAGUAUCAUCUAGUACCUAAGCUGACCUAAGCCGAAAAAGUCGUCGUCAGCCGCACAGGCUCCUCGUCUUCUUUUAAAAUGGAAAGAAUGGAUGCGUCAGACGAUCGAGUUCCUUGUAAAUACGGUCCAUUAUGUUACCAGAAAAACGAGGCCCAUCACAAAAAAUUCAAACAUGAGAAAAAGAAGUCACCAGAGAUAAGAACGUCCCCAGGAAGAAACGAAGCGGUUGAUGUUGAAAGCAGCAGCUGUCCGGAACUUGAAACAGACGCUGCAACAUGCUCUCCUCCAACAAAGAAGCAGAAAGUUGAGGAAUCUGAGAAGAAGGAUUCGGAGUUGGAAUUUGUUGGCAAGGAGGACGCAAAGAGAAUCAUCAAGAACAUGUUUCUUGUCGAAAUGCCAGACGAGUUUUAUGCCUUUUGGGAUGUGUGCCUGACUAUAAAUCCCAAGAAGCCUUUGGAGGCUUUCAAAGACUGCAAAUUUUCUCUAGUUGGACCAUUUGAAGUGUUGGCUGGGGUCCUGAAAGAAAAUGAGCACCAGGUACCUUACACCCUGACACACUGGCGGUAUUUCUAUGACCCUCCAGAAGUACAGACUCUGCUUCGUGGUGACGACCAGAAGCAGUUGCAUUGGGGCUACUACCGAGAUGACCCUAAUGAAAUGCCUUCAUAUGUUGUCUCAAAUGCUGCAGCUGAAGAUUGCAUCUUAAAGGACGCAGGGCUCAGUCUUUUUGCCACAGUUGACUUUUUGGUUGCUUCCUCUUUGAAAUCUGCUGAUCCAUUUUCAAAAGUGAAGAUUAUGAGGUUGCAGACGGCACUGCAAAAGAAGGCUAAGGAAGAGAAAAUUAACAUGCAUGACAAGUCUGAGUUCUUUGCCAGAAAACGUAAAAUUGUGUGUCCAGCAUUUCACAAGGGAGGCUUAGUAGUCAAGUGUGAUAAAAAAACAAAAGUGGGCUACCGCAAAAUGGAGACUGAAACCAAUUUGAAAAAGCUCUUGGACAAGGUGUGUGGAGCUGAAACGGAGGAGCGAAGGAACAAGGAGAUGGAGGCCCUGGACUCUUUGAUAACAUACGCCAACAUUGCCAAUGAUGAGUGUGACUUUGGUGGGCCACUUGAGCUAGGCAUCAACAUGUUCUGCCAUGGAAAUGAGUUGUUUCAUCCCCAAAUCAUGGGUGUGCUUGUGGCCACCUACCAACUGCUUGGCAGACCCCAGUACGCCGAAAUUUUAAAAGCGCACAUCAAAAGUGGCAGAAAGAAAGGGAGUGCUCUCAGUAUUGUUUGAAAAUUUGUAUUGUCAUCACAUGGAGGUGAAAAUUUUUGAGUCGGUCUUCAUGCUUGUUUUUCACAUUGUUUUUUGCCAUGGUUUAAAUAAAUGAUAACAUUUCAUAUUUA
This is a messenger RNA of Cloeon dipterum, 1395 nucleotides long. RefSeq names its product histone PARylation factor 1 (gene Hpf1). The record is from RefSeq and is a predicted model, not a curated record. Gene Ontology annotation, cellular component: nucleus. The transcript has 6 exons. Gene Ontology annotation, biological process: DNA damage response; regulation of protein ADP-ribosylation. Lineage: Eukaryota; Metazoa; Arthropoda; Insecta; Ephemeroptera; Baetidae. Bases 86 to 1285 code for a protein of 399 amino acids. Gene Ontology annotation, molecular function: poly-ADP-D-ribose binding; histone binding.